Messenger RNA from Lampris incognitus (smalleye Pacific opah), 2284 nucleotides. RefSeq names its product porphobilinogen deaminase-like. Gene Ontology annotation, cellular component: cytoplasm. The transcript is spliced from 14 exons. Gene Ontology annotation, biological process: heme biosynthetic process. Bases 120 to 1196 code for a protein of 358 amino acids. The record is from RefSeq and is a predicted model, not a curated record. Lineage: Eukaryota; Metazoa; Chordata; Actinopteri; Lampriformes; Lampridae. Gene Ontology annotation, molecular function: hydroxymethylbilane synthase activity.
UUCACCCACGAAGUUUGCGUGAGGAGCUCCCCUAAAGUGCAAGGAACUGUCGUCAGCUAAUGGGUUCUGCGCUUAGGAAAACGCGUUAGUAACACUGCUGAUUAUACAAGGUUGUCGGGAUGUCGGAGGAGACGAGUCCUCAGGAUGGUAAUGGCAAGGUUUGUCGGGUCAUUCGGAUUGGAACUCGGAAGAGUCAGCUGGCUCGUAUUCAGACGGACAGUGUUGCUGAAAAGCUGAAAAAUCUGUACCCUGAAGUCCAGUUGGAAAUAGUUGGCAUGUCAACGACAGGAGACAAAAUCCUUGACACAGCUUUAUCAAAGAUUGGAGAGAAGAGUUUGUUUACCAAAGAACUGGAGAAUGCUCUAGAGAGGAACGAGGUUGACCUGGUGGUCCACUCUCUGAAAGACCUGCCCACCACUCUGCCUCCAGGAUUCACCAUUGGGGCUGUGCUUAAGAGAGAGAACCCCCAUGAUGCAGUUGUCCUGCACCCCAAAAACAUGGGAAAAACUCUCGACACACUACCAGAAAAUAGUGUGAUAGGCACGAGUUCACUUCGACGGGCUGCUCAGCUGAAAAAGAGAUUUCCCCACUUACAGUUCAAAGACAUCCGUGGGAACCUGAACACACGGCUGAAGAAAUUAGAUGAGAAGGAGGAUUUCUCUGCCAUCAUCCUGGCUGCCGCUGGACUCAAGAGAAUGGGCUGGGAGAAUCGCAUCAACCAGAUCCUGGGACCCGAGGACUGUAUGUAUGCUGUCGGACAGGGGGCUCUGGCUGUGGAGGUUCGGGUCAGGGACAUAGACAUCCUGGAGAUGGUGUCCGUGCUUCAUGACCCUGACACUGUGCUGCGCUGCAUAGCUGAAAGAGCCUUCCUUAGACACCUGGAAGGGGGAUGCAGUGUUCCAGUUGCGGUACACACUGAAGUCAAAGACUCCCAGCUCUACCUGACAGGUGCAGUGUACAGUUUGGAUGGCUCAGACAGUCUAAAAGAGACCAUGCAGACCAGCAUCAUAGCUGUCAACGAGGUCCCAGAGGAGGUAGAUGAACGGGUCCAGCAUGUGGGCGUUACUGCUAGCAAGAUUGCUGCCUCAGCCCAGGACGGUGUUGAGAAGCUGGGAAUAGAUCUGGCCAGUCUAUUGCUGAGCAAAGGAGCCAAGGAGAUCCUGACUGUGGCGAGGCAGUUGAAUGAUGCCAGAUAACUAAGAUCAGGAGCAGGUCUUUAGAGAUGGAGACCUAAAGCAGUGGUUCUGAAUCCGGCCCUCGAGUACCACCAGUACAACUGGUUUUCUGACCAGGUAGUUCAUUACAUUGAUAUGAUGUGUCAUGUACUGCAGCCCCCAAUCAGAGAGGUUUUAGACCUGAAACAAAAGUGAAUAUAUUUUACUACCUGGCAGAGUAGAAAAAAAUAGAAAAACUGCAGUACUAGUGGAACCUGAGGACCAGAUUGAGAAUUGACCUAGAGUGUUAUCAAUCCCAGACAUGUCAUACUACUUGAAAUACUUUUCUUUUCUUUUUUUUACUUUUGAUUGUUUGCGUGAGCCUUUUCAAAGUGCCAUUUCAGUGAGGAUCAGGUUUCUUUUUGUCAUCUUGGGUCAUGUAAGGUUGCUCAAAGGCAGACAAUGAAUUGAUAAGGGAUCUCAAAUACUUUGACCAAAGUCAUGUUCAGCAUGGAUCAACUUGGAAGGCAUGUUGUGAAAUGUUUCUUGUAAAAAUAUAUACUUCAUCUUAUCAGAAAAUGAACCCUCACAGUCAGCUUGUUCCCAGCAUUUUCUGCAGUCUUUUAUGUAGACUAAACAUUGGCUCGUCUGUAGCCCAUCCUUGGAUACAGUGGAAUCUAACAUAACAUUGAUGAAUCUAUGAGGGCUUUACAAAUAGCUUACAGAUGGGGACAUCUGGGUAGUGAAGCGGUCUAUUCUGUUGCCUACCAACACGGGGAUCGCCGGUUCGAAUCCCCAUGUUACCCCCGGCUUGGUCGGGCGUCCCUACAGACACAAUUGGCCGUAUCUGCGGGUGGGAAGCCAGAUGUGGGUAUGUGUCCUGGUCGCUGCACUAGCACCUCCUCUGGUCAGUUGGAGCACCUGUUCGGGGGGGAGGGGGAAUUGGGGGGAAUAGCGUUAUCCUCCCACACGCUAUGUCCCCCUGGCGACACUCCUCACUGUCAGGUGAAAAGAAGCAUCUCGCGACUGACUCCACAUGUAUCGGAGGAGACAUGUAGUACUCUGCAGCCCUCCUGGGAUCGGCAGAAGGGGUGGAGCAAUGACUGGGACGGCUCGAAAAGAGUGGGGUA